AUGACACUCUCUAUAAAAGCCUGACCCCUUAGUACAUUACAUUCAUUCAUUCAAUACACAGUUUCUGGUAUCUUCUUCUUCUUUCGCUUUUCCCUUCAACCUAUUCAAGAGUUGAAAUCUUGUUACCCUUAGCCAUAUACUUCCAUUUCACGAGAGGAGAAAAUGACCAGUAACCAACCGCCACAACCGAACGGCGACCGACCACCGACACCGGCGCCGGCCGCAUUCUCAACUUACUACCCGAGGACACCUUCUCAUUCAUCUUCAUCGGCGACGUGGUUGGAAGGCUGCUACCGCUGCCUCUUCCUGCUAUCAUCGCUCCUCGCAUUUCUUGCGCUGUUGGUGGCGCUCGUCAUCAUCCUGUCGGUGAUGCCCAAGAAGCCACAUGUCAAUCUUCAGUUAGUUAGGGUUCAAUACAUGACCAUCACCGCCGACGACUCAACCGCCUCCAUCAGCCUCACCCUUCGCCUCCUCUUGGAAGCCGUUAACACCAAUAAGGUGGGGGUCAAGUACGGUGAGUCUAGGUUCACCGUCAUGUACCGUAGAAUCCCGCUCGGCAAAGCCUCAAUUCCAGGGUUUUUCCAGGGAGCUCACAGUACGAAACAAGUGGCCGCCACCAUAUCCGUCGAUCGCAUGAGUUUGCUUCAGGCUGACGCCGCUGAUUUGAUCAGAAACGCUUCGGUUAACGACCGGGUCGACUUUCAGGUCUUGGGAGAUGUCAGAGCUAAGAUCCGGAUCUUGAAUUUCGAUUCUCCUCCGGGUGGUCUUCAAGUUUCUGUGGAUUGUGCUAUAGUGAUCAGUCCAAGAAAGCAAUCUCUCACUUACAAGAAGUGUGUGAAUUAG
Lotus japonicus is the source of this 843-nucleotide messenger RNA. RefSeq lists its product as uncharacterized. The transcript has a single exon. The coding region runs from base 163 to 843 and encodes 226 amino acids. Gene Ontology annotation, cellular component: plasma membrane. The record is from RefSeq and is a predicted model, not a curated record. NCBI's taxonomy places the organism in Eukaryota, Viridiplantae, Streptophyta, Magnoliopsida, Fabales, Fabaceae.